Messenger RNA from Lutzomyia longipalpis, 1312 nucleotides. RefSeq lists its product as uncharacterized. The transcript is spliced from 2 exons. The coding region runs from base 134 to 1036 and encodes 300 amino acids. Lineage: Eukaryota; Metazoa; Arthropoda; Insecta; Diptera; Psychodidae. The record is from RefSeq and is a predicted model, not a curated record.
AUUCUUAAUUUUUGAAGAAAACAGUUAAAAAUCUCGCGAGCAAAAAGGAAAAGAAACCGAAAAUUAAGGAAUUCCUUAAGUCCAGGAAAGUAUCAAUUCAUUUGUUUGGGAAAGCUAAAUCAAACAACCGAGAAUGGCAAUGAGUAUCACCCCAUCUGACCCCAAAACCCUCUUUGAUAUCCCCGUGGAAGUGAUGGAGAAGCACGUUGCAAAGUACCUGUACUGGGAAGAUUUGAUGGAGUUCCGGGAGUGCUCCCGAAGCAGCAGAGAUCUUGCGGACCAGAUGCUCGAGAAGCUUGAUCGGCUCUUUGUUUACAACUACCAUGAUCCAGCUGCUGGGUAUCAUUUCCUCUUCCGGAAGGUCAAAGGACUCAAACUGAUUGCCUUGGGUGGUCUCGAUUGGCUCACUGAUAAUUUACUGGCGAAGCUUCUCAUGAACAAUCCCUCAGUGGAGGUGUUCUCUAUUUCAAACUGCCACGCAAUCAGCCCGAAAGGGAUUCUCCCUCUUGCCACACACUGCAAGAAGCUACGUCACAUGAUCCUUUGCAAUGUGCAGGUUGGCGACAACUUCCUGCACACAUUCAGUCUACACAACAAGGGGCUUGAGACGCUGGAUUUGUCGGAGAACAAAGAUAUCUCACCUCGUUGGCUGGACAGAUUCAUCGGGAAGCAACCACAACUGCGAAACAUCAUGCUGGACAGUUUGUGGUUUACAUCCAUUCGUCAAACUCUCAAUACCAUUGCCAGGACAGGCAACAACGUGGAGUACUUGAGCUUCAUUGGCUGCCCCAACAUAAAGGAUGAAGACGUUAUGCAUUUGGCUAAUGUUUUGCCAAAAAUCCGUGCGAUUAACGUUAAGGUUGAAGAAGUUGAUGAAGAAGAAGAUGUCGCAGAUGAUUUUAUGCUAACAGAAAAGUCCAUUGAGUACUUGAAGAGCCGUGGACUUGGACACGGCAAGACUGAUGAAAUCCAGACCAUUGAAGAUGUGCUGCAGGAGCCAAAGAAGGCUUUUCUUGCCACAUAUUCUUACUCUUAAACUUUCCUUUUCUUGAACAAUUUUUAUAUUCUUUUUGAUAACUUUGAAUUCCCUUUAAAUGCUUGAAAUUAUCUUUCAAUAUUCCUGAAUCCUAAAAAUGAAUUAUUCUGUUUCCUUAAAGAAUCCUUUUUGUGAAUUCAUAAGAAAAAGUAAAAGCUUGUCUCUAUUAUUUCGAAAUAACAUAAAGUUCCUUUUAAAACUUACUUUUCUCUUAAAAAUUAAGAAGAAAAUGUAUUUUCGUAAUUUUUAUUAAUAAAAUGAAUUUCUCAAUAAUCC